UCCGGAAGUCUUCGUCCUGCAGCCGCUUGUUUUACUUCGUUACCGGGUUUACCGGGUUCUAACGGGUUCUACCGGGUUUACCGGGUUCUAACGGGUUCUACCGGGAGCACAGCAGUGUGAUCACCGGAGCGGAACACCUGCCGGCACCGGGAACUCACGAGGCUCAGCGGCUCCCCGAAGCGACGCCGAACAAACUGACCGACACCUGUGCGCGCGCACCGGGGACACCUGUCCGCGCGCACCGGGGACACCUGUCCGCGCGCACCGGGGUUCUGUCUCACCUGCAGGAUUGAAAAGAACCUUUGAUGGGACCGACUGCACGAGCGUAGUUAGUUCUCGAGCCGGACGAUGUCUGUGAACGAGCUGUACACACAGUUCACGCGGGUCUGGAUCCCCGACCCCGACGAUGUGUGGAGAGCUGCAGAGAUCGUCAGAGAUUAUAAAGAAGGAGAGCCGGUGCUCCACCUCAAGCUGGAGGAUGAGACGCCUCUGGAGUACCCGGUGGGUCCGAAGAGUAACCCCCUUCCUUUCCUGCGUAACCCCGACAUCCUGGUGGGAGAGAACGACCUCACGGCUCUCAGCUACCUCCAUGAACCUGCAGUCCUCCACAACCUCAAGGUCCGCUUCCUGGAGCCCAACCACAUCUACACCUACUGCGGGAUCGUGCUGGUGGCCAUCAACCCGUAUGACCAGCUGCACAUUUAUGGAGAGGAGGUGAUCCGGGCCUACAGCGGUCAGAACAUGGGUGACAUGGACCCGCAUAUAUUCGCUGUGGCUGAAGAGGCCUACAAGCAGAUGGCCAGAGACGAGAGGAAUCAGUCGAUCAUCGUGAGCGGAGAAUCCGGAGCAGGAAAGACGGUUUCUGCAAAGUACGCCAUGCGGUUCUUCGCCACGGUGGGAGGCUCGGCCAGCGACACUAACGUGGAGGAGAAGGUUCUCGCCUCCAGUCCCAUCAUGGAGGCCAUCGGAAACGCCAAAACCACUCGAAACGACAACAGCAGCCGCUUUGGGAAGUACAUCCAGAUCGGCUUCAGCAGACAUUACCACAUCAUCGGAGCCAACAUGAGGACAUACCUGCUGGAGAAGUCCCGGGUGGUGUUUCAGGCUGAAGAUGAGAGGAACUAUCACAUCUUCUACCAGCUGUGUGCCUCCGCCAGCUUACCAGAGUUCAAAGACCUCAGCCUCACCAGUGCAGAAGAUUUCACCUUCACGUCUAUGGGAGAGAACAUCUUCAUCGAAGGAGUGAACGAUGCUGAAGACUUGGAGAAGACCAAAGAGGCCUUCACACUGCUGGGGAUAAAGGACGGCAGUCAGAGCAGCAUUUUCAAAGUGGUCGCCUCCAUCCUUCAUCUGGGAAACAUCGAGAUAUGCGCGGAGCGAGACGGAGAGUCCUGUCACGUCUCGAGAGACAACCUCCACCUGAAGCACUUCUGCAGGCUGCUGGGGGUGGAGCUGCAGCAGAUGGAGCACUGGCUCUGUCACAGGAAGCUGGUCACCGCGUCCGAGACGUACGUGAAGAACAUGUCGACCAAGCAGGCGGAGAACGCCCGCGACGCGCUCGCCAAACACAUCUACGCUCGCAUGUUCGACUGGAUCGUAGAGCACAUCAACAAGUCUCUGCACACCUCCUCCAAACAGCACUCCUUCAUCGGAGUCCUGGACAUCUACGGCUUUGAGACGUUCGAGGUGAACAGCUUCGAGCAGUUCUGCAUCAACUACGCCAACGAGAAGCUUCAGCAGCAGUUCAACUCUCAUGUGUUUAAGUUGGAGCAGGAGGAGUACAUGAAGGAGCAGAUCCCCUGGACUCUGAUAGACUUCUACGAUAACCAGCCGUGCAUCGACCUGAUCGAGGCCCGACUCGGCAUCCUGGACCUGCUGGACGAAGAGUGUAAAGUGCCGAAGGGGACGGACCAGAACUGGGCCCAGAAGCUCUACAAGCAGAACUCCAGCAGCGCUCACUUUCAGAAACCUCGUAUGUCCAACAUCUCCUUCAUCAUCAUACACUUCGCUGAUAAGGUUGAGUAUCAGUGUGACGGCUUUCUGGAGAAGAACAGGGACACCGUGUACGUGGAGCAGAUCAACAUCCUGAAGGCCAGCCAGUUUCAGCUGGUUGCAGAUCUGUUUCAUGACAAGGACGACGUCGCCCCGAAGUCCUCCAGAGUCAACGUCAGAGCGGCCAAGACGACUCCAAGGGCCCCCAACAAAGAGCACCGGAAGACCGUGGGACACCAGUUCCGCAGCUCUCUCCACCUCCUCAUGGAGACCCUGAACGCUACGACUCCUCACUACGUCCGCUGCAUCAAACCCAACGACUUCAAGGAGGCGUUCUCGUUCGAUUCCAGACGAGCGGUGCAGCAGCUCAGAGCCUGUGGAGUCCUGGAGACGAUCCGGAUCAGUGCAGCCGGGUAUCCGUCCAGGUGGACGUAUCAGGACUUCUUCAACAGGUAUCGAGUGCUGAUGAAGAAGUCCGACAUGACGUCAGCUGACAAGAAGCUGGUGUGCAAGAACCUGCUGGAGAUUCUGAUCAAGGAGCCCGACAUGUUCCAGUUCGGUAAGACGAAGAUCUUCUUCCGGGCGGGACAGGUGGCGUACCUGGAGAAGCUCCGGGCCGACAAGUUCCGCUCGGCCUGCAUCAAGAUCCAGAAGACGGUCCGCGGCUGGCUGCAGAGGGUUCGAUACCGCAAGAUCCGCAAGAUGGCCGUCACGCUGCAGAGAUACGGCCGAGGAUACCUGGCCCGCAGACACGCUGACUUCCUGCGUCAGACCCGAGCCGCCCUCAUCUGUCAGAAACAGUUCCGCAUGGUGAGAGACAGACAGGCUUAUCUGAGGGUGAGACAGGCUGUGGUCACCAUCCAGGCCUUCACCAAAGGGAUGUUCACCCGCCGGAUCUACCAGGAGUUCAUGCUGCACCACAAGGCCAUGGUGAUCCAGAAGACGGUCCGUGGCUGGCUGCAGAGGAAGAAGUUCAGACGGGCGCGGGAUGCCGCCGUCACGAUCCAGUGUGGCUUCAGACGCGUCAGGGCCAAGAGACAGCUGCAGCAGCUGAAGAUCGAAGCUCGCUCCGCCGAACACCUGAAGAAGCUCAACACCGGCAUGGAGAACAAGAUCGUACAGCUGCAGAGGAAGAUGGACGACCAGUCCAAAGAUCUCCGCACUCAGAACGAGCAGCUGCUGCAGGUGAACACCGGUUUGGGCUUGGAGAUGACCAAGCUGCAGAAGCAGCUGGAGCAGGUGAAGAGUCGGCAGGUGGGAGGAGCUCAGAUUGCCUCUAUGCAGGAGGAGCUGGAACGGCUGAGGGAGGAGCUGCAGGAGGCGUUGGCCCAGAGGAAAAAGAUGGAGGAGGAGCACGGCACCGAGAAGAUGGGGCUCCAACAGAGGGUGGAGGAGCUGGAGAAAGAAAACGCUCUGCUGAAGAGCGAGAAAGAAGAGAUGAACCAGAGAAUUCUACAGCAGACCAAGAGCUCUGGAGAGAACAUCAGCGAUGCGUCUCAGAAGGAGAAUUCUCUCCAGAAGGAGAUGGAUGCUGAGAGGCAGCGAUACCAGAAUCUGCUCAAAGAGUUCGCCAGAGUGGAGCAGAGAUACGACAACCUGAAGGAGGAGGUGUCUCUGAGCAAGUUCCAACCCGGCCACAGGAGGAACCCGUCCAAUCAGAGCAGCCUGGAGUCGGACUCCAACUACCCGUCUGUCUCCACCUCUGAGGUGGGAGACACAGAGGACUCCAUCCAGGAGGUGGAGGAGAUGGGAGUGGAGAAGGCGGCGAUGGACAUCAGUCUGUUCAUGAAGCUGCAGAAGAGAGUCAGAGAGCUGGAGCAGGAGAGGAAGAGGCUGCAGGUCAACCUGGACAAGAUGGAGGAGAUGGCCAAGCGCAGGGGCUCUGAGUCCAGGAGCUCCACCUCCGAGCAGGAGAUGGCUGAUCUGGCCUACAACAACCUGAAGAGACAGGAGCUGGAAUCAGAGAACAAGAAACUGAAGAACGACCUGAACGAGAUGAGGAAGACCAUCGCUGAGCGUGCUUCUAAGAACAAUUCCUCCAAUGAGCUUCAGGACGGCUACAACCUGCUGCUCAGCCAGCUCAAAUCGGCCAAUGAAGAGCUGGACGCUCGAAAGGAGGAGGUCCUCAUCCUGAGGACUCAGAUAGUCAGCGCUGCCCAGCAACGGGAGAACAACGACCAGAUAGAAAGCAGUAAAGUUCCUGAACUGGAUAACAGCAACGAGCCGGUGGAUAAAGAGGAGGCUCUCAAAGCGUAUCACGGACUGUGUGAGUCCAAAAACACACGGCAGGACUGGCGUUAUCUGAAUGAAGACGGAGAGCUGGGUUUGGCUUACCAAGGCCUCAAACAAGUGGCCAGGCUGCUGGAGGCUCAGCUGCAGACUCAGAGCCGACAGCACAAAGACGAGCUGGAGGCUCUGCACACGCAGAUCGAGCUGCUGAGAGACGACAUCGAGAAGAAGCAGGAGAUCCUGAACUACACGGCCUCACUGUCUCCAGAGGCUCAGGUGGAGUACAGCAUCCAGCAGGAGAUCACCAGGCUGACCAACGACAACCUGGACCUGAAGGAGCUGGUGGAGAAACUGGAGAAGAACGAGAGGAAGCUGAAGAAGCAGCUCAGGAUCUACAUGAAGAAAGUCCAGGAGUUAGAAGUGUCUCAGGCUGCAGCUCAGACCAGCAGGUCCAGACCUGAACUGAGCCGUCAGGUGACGGUCCAGAGGAAAGAGAAGGACUUUGAGGGGAUGCUGGAGUACUACAAGGAGGACGAGGCCCUGCUGUUCAGAACUCUGAUCUCAGACAUCAGGCCGAACACCGUGUCGGCCACCGUUCCCUGUCUGCCGGCUUACAUUCUCUUCAUGUGCAUCCGUCACGCCGACUACAUCAACGACGACCAGAAGGUGGAGUCUCUGCUCACCUCCACCAUCAACGCCAUCAAGAAGGUCCUCAAGAAGAACAACGAUGACUUUGAGAUGACGUCCUUCUGGCUCGCCAACACCAGCCGUCUGCUUCACUGUCUGAAGCAGUACAGCGGUGACGAGGUGUUUAUGACUCAGAACACCGGUAAACAGAACGAUCACUGCCUGAAGAACUUCGACCUGGCGGAGUACCGACAGGUGCUCAGCGACCUCUCCAUCCAGAUCUACCAGCAGCUCAUCAGGGUGGCCGAGGGAAUCCUCCAACCCAUGAUAGUGUCGGCCAUGUUGGAAAGCGAGAGCAUCCCCAGCCUGGCGGGCGUGAAGCCGAUGGGCUACAGGAACCGCUCGUCCAGCAUGGACACGGACGCCGGCGGCCCCAGCAGCUACACCCUGCAGGCCCUGAUCCGGCAGCUGGGACAGAUCCACAGCACCAUGCAGGACCACGGUCUGGACCCGGAGAUCGUGGGUCAGGUGGUGCGGCAGCUCUUCCACUGCAUCAACGCCGUCACCCUCAACAACCUGCUGCUGCGCAAAGACGUGUGCUCCUGGAGCACCGGCAUGCAGCUCAGGUACAACACCAGUCAGCUGGAGGAGUGGCUGAGAGGGAACAACCUGUUCCAGAGUAAAGCUGCAGCCGCUCUGGAGCCCAUCAUCCACGCCGCUCAGCUGCUGCAGGUCAAGAAGAAGACGACUCAGGACGCCGAGGCCAUCUGCUCGCUCUGCACCGCCCUCAGCACGCAGCAGAUUGUGAAGAUCCUGAACCUCUACACUCCUCUGAACGAGUUUGAGGAGAGAGUCACCGUGUCGUUCAUCAGGAGCAUCCAGAACCGUCCUCAGCAGAAAAGUGAUCCUCCUCAGCUUCUGAUGGACACCAAACACGUGUUCCCCGUCCUCUUCCCGUACACGCCGUCUGCUCUCAGCCUGGAGACGCUGCACAUCCCCGCCUCCCUCGGCCUCGACUUCCUCAUCCGGGUCUGAAGGACCUGCUUCACAUCCACUUCUAGUAAACUGACCACACAUCAGCUUUAAAACAGUCUGUAUCUACCACAAUCUGUCCGACAUCUUCAGACACAUUCACUUAGUUCAACCUUCAUGUGCUCAAAAAACUAAAACCCAGCAGAGAGGAUCAGAUCCACCGCUCUUCUUCUUCUGUUACAAACCGCUCACAGCAGAUCCUCCUUUGUCCUCUGACAGUAAACGUGACACGACAGGAAGUUAGAUGGACGUAAGUGAUAGAAGGAAGAGGAAGAGAGAAAAGAGUCUCAGUUGAUUCAUGAUCCACAAAUUAAAACAAAAUUUAGAAAUCUGUGUGAUGAGAUGAGUUUACAUCCACAAAGAAACAUAUUCUACACAAAGUUUGUAAUCAAUAACAUCUUCUUAUGAGGAGCUUCCUCUUCAUAUCAUUUACAGUUUGAUGAUCUUUGGGCCACAUUGUUGUUGUUUUUUCACAUUCUCUGAUCCACAAAUGUGUGUUGCGUUCAGGUGUCGAUGCAAAACUCAGAAGUCCAGAACUUUAGCACGUUCAUUGAUUUCAGUGUAGGAGAUCCUCCUCAUGUGCUCGGACUGUAAAUGAAUAUAAUAAUAUGUAAUACUUACAUGCAGAUAACUGACAUUGAUUCAUCUCUGGUGGAUAUGAAACAUCAUUUCUUGACAGUAGAGUUUCUCGUGGAUCACUGGAGGCUCAUUUCUCUCCAUGUUUCAUGUAAAUGAAUAAACGAAGCGUAUGAAGUGAGGACGUUCGUUUACAGGAACAUGACUCAUCAUCGGUCGGGGUUAUUAAAGGUCACUCUGCAGCCCUGAACACUUUUAAUCAAUCAAAAGUUAUCAAUGCUUUUUGCUGCUUUUCUUUUAUUUUCAUUUUGAUUAUUCUAAUUCUCUUUUCUUUUUAUAUUUCGGUGUAAAAUAAUUUUACUGUGACAUUUUCUAUCCCUUCAGCUCAUUUUGAGUUUAUUUUUCUUUCUUGUGUGAUUUUUGUGGUGACACUAAUUAAUAACUAUAAUACUAAAUACUCAAAUCCAACACUGACAGGUUUACUGCUGACUCAAACCCAUGUGGCUUUAUGGGAUGAUGGAAGCUUCUAGUCUCUGAAUAAUCAUUUGCACUCAUAAUUAUUAAAACACUAAUUAUAAACAAGCUCAUUAUUUACUCUCUAAUUAUUAACAAGCUCAUUAUUAUCACUCUAAUUAUUAACACACUAUCUUUAGAUACAAACUGAAUCCUUUUCCAAGAGAAACAUCUUUUUAUGAAGUGACCCUGUAGUAAAGAUGAACCACUCGAGUUUGACGCUCAGAAGAACUUCACUGCAAAGUGUUUUUAUCUUUCGUGUGAAAAAUGUGGGAAGUUGAAUACAUUCAUGAUAGAAAUAAAUAAUAUAUAUUUUCAUAAGAUCAGUUCAGGAGCUCCACAUUUAACUUCACAGCAGCAGUUUUGUAUAAUAGUAAACAUUUUCAGUGAAGUUCUUCAGUUUGAAACUUUGAUGUAAAUGUUUUUUCUUUCUCUGAAUGAAGCACAAAGUAACUUCCUGUAUUUCAAAGAAUAUGUUUUGGAAACGAAGUAACUCACGAAUACAAAAGUUUGUCUGAUUCAUGAUUCCGUGUUCUGAAUCAUCUCGUCUUUAUCAUCAGAUGAUGAAUAAAUACUUUGUUUUUUCCAG
Molecule: messenger RNA, 7558 nt
Organism: Anoplopoma fimbria (sablefish)
Lineage: Eukaryota; Metazoa; Chordata; Actinopteri; Perciformes; Anoplopomatidae
Gene: myo5b
Product: myosin VB
Biological process (GO): vesicle transport along actin filament; actin filament organization
Cellular component (GO): cytoplasm; vesicle; actin cytoskeleton
Molecular function (GO): microfilament motor activity; ATP binding; actin filament binding
Source: RefSeq, a predicted model, not a curated record